AUGUGGGAUAUAAAAGGCAAAACGUUUCUAAUCACCGGAGGUGCGUCGGGCUUAGGAGCUCAGUAUGCAAAAACUUUUUUACAACUCGGAGCUAAGAAAGUAGCAAUAUUAGACGUCGCUGAGUCUGUCGGGGUGAGCUUUGUAACGUCAUUGAAUGAAACAUAUCCAGGAAAAGCUGUAUUCAUAAAAUGCGAUGUCGGCAACGAAGACGACAUUAAGGGCGCUUUUCAAAAAGCUCUAAACGAUUUGCAAAGGCUGGACGUGAUCAUCAAUAAUGCGGGGAUUAUGAGCGAUAGUCCCGAUCUAUGGAGGAAAUCAUGUGAAGUUAACUGGCAAGGUUUAGUUUCGUUCACCAUGAAAGGGGUUGAGUCCAUGCGGAUAGACGAAGGCGGCGCCGGUGGCACAAUCAUCAAUAUUGCAUCCACCGCUGCACUUUUCAAGUUACCUACAAUGCCAGUGUACUGCGGAUCCAAACUGGCCGUAAUACAUUUUAGUCAGAGUCUUGCGGAACCGCCAUUCUUCGAACGUACGGGUGUUCGCAUUUUGACUAUGUGCCCAGGACCGACUGAUACGCCCUUAUUACACAAUCUUCUAGACAGAGCCAUUGACAAGAAAUACGCUGAGGAGUUCUAUGCUGCUGUCCCAACAUACACCCAGGAAGUGGAAUCAGCGGUUAACGCAGUCGUUAAAAUGUAUCAAGAAGGUGACUGCGGUUCAAUAUGGUUAUCAGUUAAAAAUAAACCAGCUCAGGACAUAACUGAUAUGUUUAGGAAUUUCUACAUUGAAUUGGCGAAAGUCAUAUAA
Pieris macdunnoughi is the source of this 804-nucleotide messenger RNA. The record is from the annotation of a GenBank genome assembly. NCBI's taxonomy places the organism in Eukaryota, Metazoa, Arthropoda, Insecta, Lepidoptera, Pieridae.